CUCUGUACACUUUGUACAAUUCAUCAAGAUAAGAUACCCAUGCCUCACGCAGAGAAGGACAAAAUGGGCCAGCCUACCGUUAAUGGGGAGAAGGUCUAUUCUCAAUUCCUCGAUCAUCUGACUUCAUACCCCGUCAUUCAUGACUCCAUCUCUACCUUUAAAAGCAACAAGUACGGCGCGAAAUCGCUGGAAUACGCUGAUCAGGGCUAUACCCGCUUAGCCAAGCCCUUCUUGCCCUACUUGUCGAAGCCUUAUGGCUAUGUCGCUCCGUAUCUUGCUAGAGCAGACUCACUGGGAGACCAAGGUCUGAGCAGGAUCGACACUAGAUUCCCCUUCAUCAAAGAAGACACAGAAACACUCAAGGACAAUAUCUAUUCCGGUGCCUUCUAUCCAGUGCGGAUUGUUGGCGAUGCAAAGGGUCAUGUCUUCACUGUCUACGGGACCGAGUACAAGAAAUGUGGUGGAGAUGGAGUGGUUGCCCGAGGAAAGGCUGUGAUCACUACUAGUCUCGUCCUGUCGCAAGAGUCAUUGGCUUAUGUCAACACCUUCCUGCAAAGCAAGAAGGAACAAGCCAAAGAGGCUGCGAUCGAAAAGACCAACAGCUAGAUGCUGAAUGUUGAGAAUAUGUUUCAAAGCUGAUGUCAGACUAAAAGAUACAAUUUGUCAAGGCUAUUAGGAAGUCAACAACCUUGCUGGCCGGGUUCUCCUUUCUUCAAUUCUUUUACCUUGAUGUUAAUUCGCCCCUCUGGAUGUGCUAAUUGUCAUCGCAACCUGUGUUUUGGAUACUUUGGCGGCUCCUCCCUCAUUUAUCGUUACUUUUCUUUCCUGUUGCUGGCCGUGUUUCCUUCCUUCAAAGAUACAUCUUUAAAGCUCAAUAAAUCUUAACUAUUUUUAUAUUCUAUAGCUCUACAAUUUUGUGUGUCACC
Messenger RNA from Aspergillus wentii DTO 134E9, 926 nucleotides. Its product is annotated as putative pathogenesis associated protein Cap20. The record is from RefSeq and is a predicted model, not a curated record. Lineage: Eukaryota; Fungi; Ascomycota; Eurotiomycetes; Eurotiales; Aspergillaceae. The transcript is spliced from 3 exons. The coding region runs from base 40 to 606 and encodes 188 amino acids.